Molecule: messenger RNA, 1929 nt
Organism: Aspergillus ibericus CBS 121593
Lineage: Eukaryota; Fungi; Ascomycota; Eurotiomycetes; Eurotiales; Aspergillaceae
Product: GMC family oxidoreductase
Exons: 3
Coding region: 121-1839 (572 amino acids)
Molecular function (GO): oxidoreductase activity, acting on CH-OH group of donors; flavin adenine dinucleotide binding
Source: RefSeq, a predicted model, not a curated record
UCUCACUGUCGAUCUUGCUGUCAUGAAAGGCCCACCCGCCAAGCUCCUGUCAACCCAUUUAAGGUGGGAAUCUGCUCGUUGGGAUUCUUCUUUUUGUCAUUCUGAGAUUUUCACUUCAUCAUGGCUUCUAAGGAGACGUGGGAAUUCAUCGUUGUAGGUGGUGGCCCAGCAGGCUGCGCCCUUGCCGCACGGCUCGCCCGAUCAGCGAGACACCCUCGGGUUCUGCUGCUGGAAGCCGGCGGUCGCAACGACGACCCGUCCCUGCGCGUGGAUGGCCAACGGUGGCAGACCUUUAUGAACGGGGACUUGAACUGGGGAUACAAGACCACACCGCAGGAACACUGUAAUGACCGACAGAUUGAUUACUCUCGGGGGAAGGUGCUGGGUGGCAGCAGCGCCAUCAACUUCGGUGUCUAUACCGUGGGUGCACGAGACGACUAUGACCAAUGGGCGACGCUGGUUGGCGAUGACUCGUUUUGCUGGAAGCGCAUGCAGGCUCGCUUCAGAGAGUUAGAGACGUUCAACGGGGCCAUUGUUGACCCGAGAUAUACUAAAUACGCAACCCCGAGGGCUUCCGACCAUGGGUCGUUCGGCGGACUGAAGGUCGGCUACGCUGCCGAAUGGGAGCAGGAUCUCCCCCUCAUGAUGGAUGUCUUCGAGCAGGCUGGCCUUGCGCGGAACCCUGAUCACAAUUCGGGUGAUCCCAUUGGCAUGGCCUUGGUCAUCAACUCAUCCCACCAGGGCCGGAGAGUCACUGCAACGGACCUCUUGGAGCGUGCGCCAUCCAAUUUGACUGUCAUCACAAAGGCGCCAGUGCUGAGGCUGCUACUGGAAGGCACCAAGGCCGUUGGUGUAGUCACCAAGGAGAAGACGUAUCUCGCAUCCAAAGAAGUGAUUUUGACACCGGGUUCGCUCGAUACGCCCAAGAUCCUCAUGCAUUCUGGGAUUGGGCCGGCAGAACAACUGCGACGAUUUCAGAUUCCCGUCGUCAAGGACUUGCCUGCCGUGGGACAGGGUCUCCGGGAUCACUUCUUCGCUCCACUGUGCUUUCAACGUAGCACAACGACGAACGAUCGGAAUGCCUUUUUUGGCGACAAGGCCGCCAUGGCGUCAGCCCUGGAGCAAUGGACAAAAGAUGGCACCGGGCCGUGGGCGCGGCACUCGUGCCAAAUCGGUGCCGGCUGGCUCAAGUCGGACCGUCUGGUGGAAUCAGCGGAGUUCAAAGCACUGCCUCUGACGGUGCAGGAAUUCCUACAGCGCGACACGGUACCACAUUAUGAGCUUAUGACGCACUUUCCGCUGCAUCUGAUCUCACCCGAGGUCGUCCAGGACUACAGCUACGUGUGUAUGCUGGUUUUCCUGAUGAACGAACAGUCCAGCGGCGAAGUGCGGUUGCAAUCCAGUAACCCUGACGAUCCAUUGUUGUUUGACCCGAAGUUUCUCUCUCAUCCGUUUGACCGGCGCGCCUGUAUUGAAAUCUAUCGCCAUGCGCUCGAGGUGACAAAGCAUGAAGCGUUCCAGAAGGACACUGUGUCCACCUUGAUCGCACCGCCAUCGGAGUCGGAUGAAGAUAUCCUGGAGUUUUGGAAGAACACGCUGGGUUCCAGCUGGCACAUGACGGGGACCGCCAAGAUGGGAAAGCCUGGGGAAGCUGAUGCUGUCGUGGACAGUCGGUUCCGGGUGUUUGGUAUCGAGAAUCUGCGAGUGGCCGACAUGAGCGUGGUACCUCUGUUGACAAACAACCACACGCAGGCGACUGCGUAUGUGACGGGAGUGACCUGUGGAGAUGCUCUAGCAAGGGAAUAUGAUUUGGACUGUUUGCAGUCGGCACGACUGUAGAUUGCAGAUCUGGGGUAGAUCAAUGCUGCUACUACGACAAUGACCCAUGAAUAACAUGAGCUUCUUUUGAUGCGACUGCACCAAUCGAUU